Rosa rugosa (rugosa rose) is the source of this 2540-nucleotide messenger RNA. RefSeq lists its product as uncharacterized. The transcript has 6 exons. The coding region runs from base 928 to 1869 and encodes 313 amino acids. Lineage: Eukaryota; Viridiplantae; Streptophyta; Magnoliopsida; Rosales; Rosaceae. The record is from RefSeq and is a predicted model, not a curated record.
CAGAUGCAAGUUGAGGAUUCAACAGAAGAUGUUGAAUCCUUACUAAACUUGGCCAGUGGACCUCAGCGUGAAGUGGCACGAUAUAGUGGGUGUAUCGUCAAUGGCAUAAGGUUUCAUACUCAGAAACGCGACGCAAAUAAAAAAACUCAAAACUAUGGAGUGGUAGUCAAAGGAGAGCAUCGUGGUAAAAGUAUUGACUUUUAUGGUGUUUUGAAAGAUAUAAUUGUGUUAUCAUACCUUGGAAAUAAUCAGGUGGUCGUUUUCAAGUGUGAUUGGCUGGACCUCAAUGCAAGAAGGGGAAUUCAAGUUGAUGAGAACCAGUUUACAAGUGUUAAUUUUACCAAAAAAUGGUAUAUGAAUGAUCCAUUUGCAUUGGCAUGUCAAACACAGCAAGUAUACUAUUUGAAAGAUACAAAGCAUGGUAGUAAUUGGCGUGUUGUAGAAAGGUCGCAGCCUAGAGGGAUGUAUGAUUUUACAGAAAAAGAAACUGAAGUGGGUGAUUCAUUAGAGGAGGUAGAAGAUCCAUAUCAGCAAGAGUCACAUGGCUAUGUCGAUUCAGUUGAAGUUGAUGUUGGAGAGACGUCAUUACAUAGAGAUGACAUAGAAAUGAUCGUUGUUGAUUUGAAUGCUAAAGAUAGCGAUGCAGAAGAUGGCGACUUUAAUGAUGAAGAUAAUGAGUUGAUGUCUUAUGAUGAUAUCGAGGACGACUCUGCGUAAUAGAAUCCAUGCAUAUUCUAUUCCACAAUUUUGUAUUGUCAUGAUUUUAUCAUAUGUAUGUCAAUGUCAUACAAAGCUUGGGUUUUUAAUUCUAACUUCCAAGUUCAUUUUGAUACUAGUUCAUUAGUUUGUUUAAUGCAUUAGGAUAAAUAUAUUUAUUUUGUUGUAUAAGGUAAGCAUUAAAACAAUUACUUCAAGAGAUUUAGAGUCAUGCUAAUAGCUCUUUUUUUCAUGACAGGUUGUGUGUGUGUAUAUAUCAUUAUGGCUAAUGGUAGACAAGGUCCAAGGUUUCUACAUCAAUUGCGGACGAAUGCACUGCCACAACACCAAAUGCGAUCAUCUACUCAAAAGAUUUCAAAGCUUGCAAAGUCUUUUAGCAAGCCUACAACACCAGCACAAGCACCGGCAGCCCCAUUGCACUCAUCAGUAGAGCAGAUUAUCACUUCCAUUCCUACUCAAAAGAUUUCAAAGCUUGCAAAGUCUUUAAGCAAGCCUACAACACCAGCACAAGCACCGGCAGCCCCAUUGCACUCAUCAGUAGAGCAGAUUAUCACUUCCAUUCCUACUCAUGUUCCAAAACAUCAUUGUCCACCUCAAGUUCAAUCAUCACCACUUAUGCGAAUGCUAAGAUCAACUUCUGUUAAGCAAGGGUCAACUUCUAUUAACCAAGGAUCAACUUCUAUUCAACAAGAGUCAACUUCAACUACAAAUGCCACAGAGCCUACUCAAGUUGCUUGUUCUCCCACGGUAGAAGAGAUCACUAAUACUAAUAGUGGUGCAGUUUGCAAGAAAGUGCGUGGUGAGACUCGAUGUCUUGAGCUAUCCAAGAGGAAGCGCGAUGGUGUUCAACUUGAUAUUGAUAUUCCAAAGCAUACUAUGAGAGCUGUAGGAACAAAUUGUCAAUUCUACAUUACGGGUAUGGGGUGCUUUGUUCGAAAAAAUGUUCCACUGCAAAUUAAGAAGUGGUCUGAGCUCUCAAGAGAAGAUGUUGCUUUGCUAAUUCGCCAUGCCCGUGAAAAAUUCAAGUUGAGCAAUGAGUCUCAUGUCGAUGAGGCAAUUGAGAAACAUAUGAUGAGAUAUUUUACCACUUGGCGCUAUAAUUUGCGUAAGAAAUUUCUGAAGAUGUGGAAGAGGAAGAUUGGAACUAUUUGAUCGCAAAUCUGUGGCAAGAUGGAAAGUGGCUGGAAACAAGUGAAAAAAACAGGAAAAACAUAGAUAAGUUGGAGAUAACACAUUGUGCAGGGACAAAGGCAUUUAGUCGCCUUAGAACUGAAAAUCGAAAUCCUGAGAAUGGAGAGGAAGUUGGUCGUAUUGACCUUUUCAAGCUCACACGAUAUAGCGAAAAGAAAUCUGCAUGGGUUGGUGAUACUGCAAAGAAUGCUUUUGAAGAGAUGAAGAAUCUACAAAACGAGCCACAAAUGAAUGAAGAAACUGGUGAAAUAAUGUCUGAAGAUGAGAUCUAUGAUAAAGUUCUCUAGAAAAUUGUUGGUCCACCUCGAUCAGGCUAUAUACGAGGCUUAGGAGCUGGGCCAAAGCCUAAAAGAUCUAAACUUGCAGCAAAUGAUGCUCAACUGAGGGAGGCAAAUCAAAGGGCAGAUCAAGCAGAAAGACGAGCAAUGCAGCUUGCAGAGGAGUUGAUGGCUGUGAAGUCUACUGCAGCUCAGCAAAAUGAGGAGUUAAAGACAGUCAAAGCUGGUGCAGCUCAGCAAAAUGAAGAGUUAGAGGCAGUGAAGGCUAGAGCCACUCAACAAAAUGAAGAGUUGGAGGCACUAAAGGCAAGACAAAAUCAGACCGACACACUUUUACUUAAAUUGAUGGCACAA